Messenger RNA from Coffea eugenioides, 409 nucleotides. RefSeq names its product protein TAP1-like. The coding region runs from base 29 to 382 and encodes 117 amino acids. The record is from RefSeq and is a predicted model, not a curated record. NCBI's taxonomy places the organism in Eukaryota, Viridiplantae, Streptophyta, Magnoliopsida, Gentianales, Rubiaceae. The transcript has 2 exons.
GCAAAAGUAGAAAAGUGUUUAAGAGUUUAUGAAAAUGGGAGCAAAGGGUAUUAUCACCGUUGCUACUCUAGUCCUAAUGGCUAUGCUGAUAACAGUGAACUCAGACGAACAAAUGGCACCCAUUCCUGAUCCUUUUCAUCAGAAGAGCCACAUUUAUCUAUGCUACAAGAAAUGCUCCGACGAUUGCUUUCUAAAGAAGGACAUUAAUCACAAAUGUUUCCUGAACUGCCAUCACCAAUGUCUUGGUUUCCUGACUGCUCAUCCCAUGCAGUAUUGUAGCAUGGGGUGUUCAAUGGCCCGUUGCAGCCAAUUCAGAAACGAUGCAGCCAAGAAGGAAGAAUGUGAAAAGAGCUGCUCAAAGUACUGCAACGGCAAGGUCUAAUGCUUUGUAAAUCCAGAGUUGAUGUAA